AUGGCCUCAGAGAAACCCAAUGUCCCGAAGUGGCGGCGCUUUCUGGGCGCUGGCUCAACGGCCUCUAACUCGGAUGAACCAUCUGGUCCGUCCAAAUGGAGUAUGGGAGUCUUGAACGACAAAAAGACCAUUGAAGUCCCAGGCUCCGUACUUCUACUUGCUGCUCACCGCAAUGAACCGCUUGGUCUGCGAAAUGUCCAUGCAAGAACCUCCCAUUCAUCUAUUCCCGCUGGUUUUCCUGUUGACAGUCGACGAGCAUCGGUUUCGUCAGCCGCGGCAGCGGCGGCGGCAGCAGCUGUAGUAGCAGAGACUCGAGCUCCCGCGCCAGAGACUGAUGACAAGAAGAAGACAAGCGACGGCGCAAUCAUCUUGGAGCCUCAGCCCGAGGAAUCCAAAAAUGACCCCUUGAACUGGCCCUCUUGGAAGCGAGAUGUCGCUCUCUUGUCUCUUGGCUUCUACUGCAUGAUCGGAGGCGGCACUACUCCCGUUGUAGCUGCUGGUUUCACCGACAUCGCAGAAACAUACAAUGUAGACGUCGAGAGAGUGGCUCUGACCACCGGUCUCUACAUGAUGGGCAUGGGCAUCGGCUCAGUCAUAUUCUCACCAACCGCUAUCCUUUUUGGUAAGCGCCCAGUAUAUUUGGGCAGCGCCAUCAUGUUCAUCGCUACGUCGCUUUGGGCCGCAUGGUCUCCUAGCUUCAACUCCCUCUUGAUCGCCAGAAUCUUCCAGGGUUUUGCUGUCAGCCCUGUCGAAUGUCUCCCAUCAGCCACAAUUGCCGAAAUCUUCUUCCUCCACGAGCGAGCUUACCGUAUCGGCAUUUACACUCUUCUUUUGCUUGGUGGCAAAAACCUUGUCCCACUUGUCAGUGCAGUUAUUAUUGGCAGUCUCGGAUGGCGCUGGGUCUUCUGGAUCUUGGCCAUGAUCAUUGCCCUGGGCGGUGUGCUUCUUUUCUUGUUUGUCCCAGAGACCUUUUGGGAUCGAACCCCCCACCCGAAACCCAGACACCCGUCCAAGAGGCCGAGUUUCCUCCGUCGACUCUCAUCUCGCCAUAGGGUUCACCAGACUGGAGCGGAAGCACUAUUUGAGGGAGAACAGGGAGAGCAUUUAGUUCAAGCAGUUCCCCCUCAAGAUGGACGUCAGUCGCCAGCUUCUCUUCAUAGAGGAAGGGAUCUCCAUGUAGGCUUUGCUGGCCCUGACACUGCUACCGAAGAGCCCGUAGCUCCUCAAGCAGUGCAUCCCUCUAACCGAGACACAUCCACUCCCACCGAUUUCCAUAGCACAACUGGAAGCGAGUCCUUCAAGUUAGGGCCCAACCUUGAGAACGAGAAAGUGGACGCCUCGAAGCUUCAAGGCCCGCCGAAAAUCCAGGCCUACACUCAUCAACUUCGUCAACAGCCCCCCAAAUCGUUUACACAACAGCUUAGGCCCUGGCAUGGACGUCUCAACCACGAUAGUUGGUUCAAGGUCAUGAUCCGACCGUUCAUUCUCUUCGCAUACCCUGCUGUUCUAUGGUCAUCUGCCGUUUAUGCUUGCUCUGUAGGUUGGCUGAUCGUCAUCUCUGAGUCGAUAGCCAUGAUUUAUCGCGACCGAGAAUCUUACAAUUUCACUGCUCUCCAGACGGGCCUUGUUUACAUCUCGCCAUUUAUCGGUGGUAUUCUGGGAACUGGUGUGGCGGGCAAGGUCAGCGACAUCAUCGUCAAGAUAAUGUCUAGACAUAACGGUGGCCUCUACGAGCCCGAGUUCCGUCUUGUUAUGGCCCUGCCUAUUCUCAUCACCACAUGCAUAGGACUCAUGGGUUUCGGGUGGUCCGCAGAGGAGAAGGACCAUUGGAUGGUCCCUACCUUCUUCUUCGGAGUUGUCUCAUUUGGAUGUUCGCUUGGCUCGACGACAGCCAUUACAUUUUGCGUGGACAGCUACCGUCAAUAUGCUGGAGAGGCUUUAGUGACACUCAACUUCUCCAAAAAUAUUCUGCACGGGCUUGUUUUUAGUCUUUUUGUUACACAUUGGCUACAUGGUGAAGGCCCCAGGAUGGUAUUCGUUUGGAUCGGUAUCAUUCAGUUACUGUUGAUGUUGUUCACGAUUCCCAUGUACAUAUAUGGAAAGAGGGCUCGCAUGUGGACGGUUCGCGCGAACCUGAUGGAGAAGUUCUGA
Messenger RNA from Fusarium sp. VM40, 2151 nucleotides. Lineage: Eukaryota; Fungi; Ascomycota; Sordariomycetes; Hypocreales; Nectriaceae. The record is from the annotation of a GenBank genome assembly.